This is a messenger RNA of Phalacrocorax carbo (great cormorant), 1311 nucleotides long. Lineage: Eukaryota; Metazoa; Chordata; Aves; Suliformes; Phalacrocoracidae. The record is from RefSeq and is a predicted model, not a curated record.
AUGGCCACCACAGCCAGCCCCAUGGCUGUCACACCGCGGCCCUGGGCACACCGCGGUCCCCGUGGCCAUGACACCAGGCCCCGCCCGGGCCUCCUCCGUCGCCAUGGCAACACCAGGCCGGGCGGGCGACGCCGGCCUAAGAGCGGGCGCAGCGGCCCCGUCCCGUCCCCGUUGCAGCCCCCCCCUGCCCGUUACCUGCCAAUCAUUCGGGCCCGGUUACCGGCCACGGCGCCUCGUAUGGCGGAUCCGCACCCUCUCUUCGGUGAUACCAGCGCGGCGGGGGGCGGCGGGGCCCAACCGGGCCGGGGUUACGGGGCUCCCCCGGCCGCCGCCGCCGCCUCCCGGGACCCACCGGCCGCGGCCUUCCUGGGCGAGCCGGUGUCCAGCCUGGCCAUGGCCUACGGGAGCAGCUUGGCCAGCCAGGGCCGCGACAUCAUGGACCGUAACGUGAGUGGGGGGGGGACGCGACACGGGGGGGCUCCGUGGCCGGUUACCGGGACCCCUCACGGCCCUUUAACUCUCCGCCGCCUGUUGCUCGACCGGUUCAUCCCCGUGGGGCGGCUGAAGUAUUAUUUCGCCGUGGACACCGCGUACGUGGGGAGGAAACUGGGGCUUCUCAUCUUUCCCUUCGCGCAUCAGGACUGGCAGGUGCGGUACCGGCAGGACACCCCCGUCGCCCCCCGCUUCGACGUCAACGCCCCCGAUCUCUACAUCCCAACGAUGGCCUUCAUCACCUACAUCCUUGUCGCCUGCUUGGUGCUGGGCACCCAAAACAGGUUCUCCCCCGACAGCCUGGGCUUGCAGGCGAGCUCGGCGCUGGCCUGGCUCAUCGUGGAGGUUCUGGCCAUCCUCCUCAGCCUCUACCUCCUCGCCAUCAACACCAGCCUCACCACCAUCGACCUCAUCGCCUUCGGCGGCUACAAAUAUGUGGGGAUGAAUCUGGGCCUCAUCGCCGGGCUCGUUUUCGGCCGCAGCGCUUACUACGUGGUGCUGAGCUGGUGCUGCCUCAGCAUUUUCGUGUUUAUGAUCAAGACGCUGCGGCUGAAGCUGCUCUCGAAGGUGGUGUCCGAGGGGUUGCUGGUGCGAGGGUCCAAAAACCGGCUGCGGAUGUACCUGACCGUGGCCAUCGCCGCCGCCCAGCCCCUCCUCAUGUACUGGCUCACCUACCACCUGCUCAGGUGAGGGGGGGGGCCCCCAAACCCCCCCCGCUCCCCCAAACCCCCCCCCAAACCCCCCCAAACCCCCCCCGCCUUUACCCCCCUCCCCAACCCUCCCUUUGCCCGCAGCUGCUUCAAUAAACGCUGCCCGGGG